Phycomyces blakesleeanus NRRL 1555(-) is the source of this 1002-nucleotide messenger RNA. RefSeq lists its product as hypothetical. Lineage: Eukaryota; Fungi; Mucoromycota; Mucoromycetes; Mucorales; Phycomycetaceae. The transcript has 5 exons. The annotation marks the transcript as partial. The record is from RefSeq and is a predicted model, not a curated record.
CCUCUAUUGCGUUCGACGAUUAAACAGCUUGAAGAGGGACCUGAAGAUCAGAUUCCUAAUCAAGCUAAUACUGUUCUUCAUUGGACCUUUCCACGCGGUGAUUUAUUUCACUGGGUAGCUGUCUUGGAUAGAUUCGAUAGUAUUCUGAGUCGUGUCUGCAAAGAAUAUGAUAUUGAAGGCAAGAUCCAGUCCCGGGACUUUGACGCACCCACCAAAAAAUUGGUGUUAGCCAUCACCAACUUGUCUCGAGUAUUGUUUGAAAAUUGCACAAAUCGCAAUAUCUACAAUUCUUACGAUGAAAUGUGCAAUCUUCUCAAUACGUUUGACCUUGAUGUAACAGAGGCCGUUCUGCGGUUUAUCUUACGCCCCGCUCAGCGUGUGAACAACCCGCGGGCUAUUAGAUCCAACUUCAACCCGCCGCACGAGCAUAUAUCAUUUAUGGUGCCAGCCUGGGGCUCGUGUAAGAACAUCGUGCAGUGCUGCAGGGAUGAUAUGGAGAUAACCGACGAUAUGACGGUUGUGAAGAUGAAGUUCUAUCGCUUCUCAGACGACCAAAACAAGGCACCUGUUGAGAACAACGGGACAGAGGAAGGUGUUCAGUUGGUGAAGUUGGAUGUGGAUGACAAACUUACCCUGGCCAAUGGAAUCCGUAUCGCAAAAUAUAUCACAAACCCUACCUCUCGACGACAGCUAGUAGUUAUUCGUUUGCUGGCAUUGGCCAUUAUGGGCCAUACUGUAUCUGAGACAGGAGCACACACACGCGUGUUCCAGUACGAUCCGCAACUCAUCACAAGCAUAGUCGAAUUACUUCAGCCUGAAAAGGCCAUGCCAGUGGAGGUACAGACAUGCGCCCUGUAUGCCCUAGAGGCAUUGGCCAGAUACCGGGGCAAGCUCCCGGAGAUGCUGGCUGCCGUCAAUGCCUCUGCGAAUCAUGGUGUUUUAAUGCAGAUGUUACGGAAAAUCAAUACUCCCGAAAUAGAACAUGGUAAGGGCACUUAUUAA